AAAAUAAAUGUCAACUGCAUGUAAACUGUCAAAAAGUCUCAAAAGAUAAAAUUCGUCAUUUUUUAGUUUUCACCUUAAAUUUUUUUAAAAAGAAAAAAUAUUUUAAAAAUAAGUGAAGAAGAAAGUGAAAUUUAAUUUAAUUCUUUUUAACAAAAUGAUGCUUUUUAUGCUUUUAUUUAGCCGACAAGGCAAAUUAAGAUUACAAAAAUGGUACGGUGCAUAUCCAGAUAAGACAAAGAAGAAGAUUACCCGAGAAUUGGUCACAACAAUUUUGGCCAGGAAGCCCAAAAUGUGCUCAUUCCUUGAAUGGAAAGAUUGUAAAAUUGUUUAUAAAAGAUAUGCAAGUUUAUAUUUUUGCUGUGCAAUUGAACAAAAUGACAAUGAAUUGCUGACCCUUGAGAUUAUCCAUCGAUAUGUGGAGUUGUUGGAUAAAUACUUUGGAAGUGUCUGUGAACUGGACAUAAUCUUUAAUUUCGAAAAAGCUUACUUCAUACUUGAUGAAUUAUUAAUCGGAGGUGAGAUGCAAGAGACAUCAAAGAAAAAUGUACUCAAAGCAAUUGCAUCACAGGAUCUACUUCAAGAGGAUGAAACACCUCAAGGAUUCUUUGAAGAUCAUGGUCUUGGUUAAUAGUAAUACAAUUAAUAGUUAUACAUUUCAUCCAAUCGAAUUUGUAUUUGAAGAGAUGCAUAUCAUUCCUUAAGUCAACAUUUCAGUAAAACGUCCAAAACAAAAAAACACAUUUCAUAAUUAAAUUUAAAACAAAAUAUUGCACAUAACUUCGUUCUAUAUAUAGUUUUGUGAGCCUUAAAAAGAAAACCUUUAAAUUUGAACAUUCAAUGCCUUUAAUUUUUUCUACAAUAUUAUAAUUAACACGUAUUUUUUAAGAAUGUAUUAUUUACAAAAGUUCACUUAUAAAAUAUACAAGAAAUAAUAAAAAUUUCGGUUUAAUGGUA
Molecule: messenger RNA, 954 nt
Organism: Eupeodes corollae
Lineage: Eukaryota; Metazoa; Arthropoda; Insecta; Diptera; Syrphidae
Gene: AP-1sigma
Product: AP-1 complex subunit sigma-2
Exons: 5
Coding region: 155-628 (157 amino acids)
Biological process (GO): intracellular protein transport; vesicle-mediated transport
Cellular component (GO): AP-1 adaptor complex; intracellular membrane-bounded organelle; membrane coat
Molecular function (GO): clathrin-cargo adaptor activity
Source: RefSeq, a predicted model, not a curated record